UUUUUCUGAGGUAAAAUUUCUUCGAUAAUAUAAUGGCAGGAUCAAGACACACAUUGCAUUGAAUUUGACGGUUCAACAGUGUCUCAGGGACCUACAUACUGCCUUUAUAACCCAAAAGUUGUUAUGAACUUUGAUUAUGAUACAACAACAGAGGUGAUUCUUCAUCAACAAAACCUCAUCAAAGCAAUUUAUCCAGAACCUUAUAAUGAUGAAUUGUAUACCAUUGACUGUCAGCGCUCACUUGAAGUUGUAAUGAUUGAAAUCACCUCCCCGACUAUUCAAAAAGAUACUCCUUUCACAUGCCUUGUUUACGAUCUGUCAUUGGUGGAAUCGGUAAUGUGUAAUACUGAACAAACAAAUAAUCCUGGAAAAAUAUAUCUGAGAAGAACACGUGGUCGAUUUUUCAGCUUCGCGUUCGAGAAAUUCAUUGAUGGUAACUUGUCAUUUAAGGCGUACAUAUCAAGUAUAGAAGCACACAAUGGUGAGCCAUGUUUUGAAAGUAUUAAAAUAGAUGACAACCAGAUAAAUGUUUCCUCUGCGCAUCCAAGACAAAUACUGUCAGAUACCAAAUAUAUUUUCACUGGCUGGAUUCAUGACAUUACCGACCAGACACCUUGGAUUUUGGUGGAUCUGAUUGCUGUAACAACAAUAGAAGGAGUUGGUAUUUACUUUUCCAAAGAUUGUGACAUAUGGACAACUUUUAGUUUACAUUAUGGCACGAAUAAAGAACAACUACAUCUAUACAAGCAUAUGGAAUUUAAGAUAUUGCCACCUGAGUACGUUUUAGAAGAAGAACAAUCUUUCGUUUUUCCUAGUCCAAUCAAAGCCAGAUACGUAAAAUUCAAUGAUUCACAUGAAACCCCAGCAGACAAACCCAGAUGUCUUUUUUUCCAAAUGUUCGGCUGUAAACUGACACGUAAGUAG
Messenger RNA from Ruditapes philippinarum (Manila clam), 924 nucleotides. RefSeq lists its product as uncharacterized. The coding region runs from base 124 to 924 and encodes 266 amino acids. The transcript is spliced from 9 exons. The record is from RefSeq and is a predicted model, not a curated record. Lineage: Eukaryota; Metazoa; Mollusca; Bivalvia; Venerida; Veneridae.